AUGCAACCUUUUGAUCAAAAUGAAACGAUUGUCAAGUUGAAUACUUGUCAUAUGCCUAAAAAAUUAUUUUGGAUUGCUUUAUCCUUAAUUAUAACCGUUUUUAUAGUUUUAACCACAUUGACUAUUUAUUUUGGUAUUCAUUCACAAACACAAACCAUUGUGCAGUAUGAAUCUUUCUCUAUAUCAACAACUACUCGUGAUUACAAUGAAACAACAAUAUCGACUGAAUCAACAACUCUACCAGCUCCUUCUCGGCCUGUAGAACGAAUACCAACUGAUUUAAAACCAGAAUUGUAUCAAUGGACUAUUAAACCUGAUCUAGUUGCAGAAACAUUCAUAGGUGAUCUUUACUAUACAUUUACAUGUCUUGAAUCAACAAAUAAAUUAAUUCUUCAUAUGCUCGAUUUGAAUACAGACAAUUCAACUAUAGCCAUUGUCAAUUCAUCAUCGAGUUCGAUGCCUACAUUUCAUUCAUGGUUCUAUGAUGACUAUAAUCAAUUCAUGCUAAUGAAUUUCACGUCUAAUUUUCAACCGAAAACUAUUUAUACAGUUCAUAUUAUUUAUUCGGCUACAAUUGAUCGUGAUCUUGAAGGUCUCUAUUUAAGUGAUUAUGUUGAUGUUAAUGGGACUAGUCGAACAUUUCUAACUUCUCAAAUGGAGCCAACAUAUGCUCAAAGUGCUCUUCCAUGUAUUGAUGAACCCGUUCGUAAAGCUAUAUUUCGUAUUAUUGUUAAACAUGAUCCUUCAUAUGCUGUAUGGACAAAUGGAGAAUUGGAACAGUCGAAAACAUUGAUUGAUGGUCGAAUCAAUUCUUAUUUUGCUCCAACCUUAAGCAUGUCGACAUUUCUCUUGGCUUUAAUUGUGGCACCUAAAUCAGAUUUUGCCUGUCGACAUGAUCGUCUUCUUAGUUCAAAGAAUAUUAAAUCCAGAGUAUGUGGACGUAUUCAAAUUUUACCACAAUUAGUUUAUGCUGAUGAAGUAGCUUUCAAAACGCUGAACUUUUUCAAUCAAUAUUUCGAUAUAGAUAAUGCGUUGCCAAAAAUCGAACAUUUUGCUGUACCUGAUUUUGGAGGUGGUGCCAUGGAAAACUAUGGCAAAGCUUAUUAUUUUCUGUUUGUAGGUUUAUUAAUCUAUGCUGAAGUUGGUUCACUCUUCGAUGAAAAUACAGGAUCUACUUCACAACAACAAUAUGUAACUAUAAUUGUAGCACAUGAAAUUGUACAUCAAUGGUUUGGUAAUUUGGUGUCACCUGCUUGGUGGGAUGAACUAUGGCUUAAGGAAGGUUUUGCUAAUUAUAUGGAAACAGUAGCAUCUGAUUUUAUCGAACCAUCAUGGAAACAAGAUGAACUAUUUGUUAUUGAAAAGAUUUUUUCGUUCAUGCAAGCUGAUUCAAUGCCAACAUCGAGACCAAUCAGUGAUGAAACAUUUCAACAAGGUAUUCGAAAUUAUCUAAAAAUUUUCAGUUAUAAUUCAGCAACACAACAGGAUCUUUGGCGAUAUUUGACUGAAGCUACCAACAAUACGAUCGAUGUAGAACGUAUUAUGGCUGGAUGGACACGUCAAGCAGGUUAUCCAGUGGUUGAAGUUAAUCGAAUAUUUAAAAGAAUCGACGAAAAUAUACAACAGAAAAGAGUCAAUAGUGUAUUAAUCAUUACUCAUCAACCAUUUAAUCUUUUCCCAUCGACAGCACAACAAAAAAUAUGGUGGAUUCCAUUCAAAUAUUUUGAUCGAACAUCAUUCGAACUAUCAAAUGAAAAUCCAGUCAUCUGGCUUAAUACUACAUCAACACAUUUAUCAAUAACAACAUCUGAUUCAGAUUGGAUCAUAGCAAAUCCAAAUUAUUACGGGAUCUAUCGAGUUAAAUAUGAUUCACAAAAUUUUCAUCAAAUUCUAACUCAACUUCAAACAGAUCUUACACGCAUUCCACCGAUUAAUUGA
This is a messenger RNA of Rotaria sp. Silwood1, 1938 nucleotides long. NCBI's taxonomy places the organism in Eukaryota, Metazoa, Rotifera, Eurotatoria, Philodinida, Philodinidae. The record is from the annotation of a GenBank genome assembly.